Molecule: messenger RNA, 342 nt
Organism: Mesoplodon densirostris (Blainville's beaked whale)
Lineage: Eukaryota; Metazoa; Chordata; Mammalia; Artiodactyla; Ziphiidae
Gene: SCGB1C1
Product: secretoglobin family 1C member 1
Exons: 4
Coding region: 1-342 (113 amino acids)
Source: RefSeq, a predicted model, not a curated record
AUGACCCUGGUGCCCUUGGCGACCCCAGUCCCCAGCCCCUGUGUCACCACCAAGCCCAAUGUCACCAACCCAGCCCAGCCCAGGCUGACCCUGACCCUGAUCCAAGCUCCAGGGCUGGCCACGGGGGAGGACAACGAGUUUUUCAUCGACUUCCUGCAAAGGCUGCUGCUAGGCUCCGCAGAGGAGCUCUAUGAGGGGCCCCUGGGCAAGUGCGACGUCAGUGCAGACGCUAAGGCGGCGGUGACCGAGCUCAAGUCCUGCGUAGAUGGCCUGCGGCCCAUGCACAAGGCGGAGCUGGUCAAGCUGCUGGUGCAAGUGCUGGGCAGUCAGGACGAUGCCUAG